Molecule: messenger RNA, 959 nt
Organism: Daucus carota subsp. sativus
Lineage: Eukaryota; Viridiplantae; Streptophyta; Magnoliopsida; Apiales; Apiaceae
Exons: 3
Coding region: 222-629 (135 amino acids)
Source: RefSeq, a predicted model, not a curated record
AUGAUCUCUUUUGAACCUUGGCUUUGCUACUGAAUAUAUAUAUCUGACUAGCAUCAUGCACAACUAGUAUGUUCUCUCCGUUCAUUAAUUAGCUCCAACAUAUUUGAACUCGGCAAACUUUAAGCACAGUUUGUAUCCGAGCACUAUCCUUUAGUUAUACACAAGAGAGUUUACAGAAACUACCCCUCAAAUUUAUAGCUUUUGCUAUAGAAUUGGGGAUAAUGCCUUAUUCAAUUGCUGAUGGCUCUCUACUCUGUCCGAGGCCUCGUCGCCUUCCAUGUUUCAGUUCAGAAUCAAAAUGCCAACUGGAGUUCAGUGCUUCUAGAUUCGAGAUCCUAGACAUGAUCUUUAUUAAGGGCAACUACAAUCCUGAAGAUAAUUAUGAGGUACCUUGUUCACCACCAUUCUUUAUGGGAUCUCCCCCAUGUCGAGCUUCGAAUCCAGUGACCCAAGAUGCUCAAUUCGGAAACCAGAAGUUGAACUUGUUAUCACCAUCUGCUGAAUAUUCUGCAUCGUCUCGACGGAAUAAUAGUAAAUGUUCUCGAUCACUAUGCAUGCAGAAGCCAGCUGCAGUGAGAAUAGAAGGGUUUAACAUUGGCCGUAACUGCAUCAUCUCUUCUGCAGUGUGAUGCGUUUAAAAAAAUUGUGAGAGCCCUUAAGCUUCGUCGACAGAUGCAAAACUAAGAUCACGAAAGAGUACGACUGUAAUCAUGUAUAUAAGGAAGAGUUUGUGCUUAGUUAAUCCAGAAAAAUGUAUAUAGCAUCCUGAGGUUAUUGAAGAAGCUUGUUGAAAUUUCUAACAAAUUAAGCUGAGGGUUGGGGGAACCUUUCUUCAGUCUAGAUCGUGGCUUAAGGAUCUUGUCGGACCAUUGGUUUCAUUCAAAAAAUAGUUUUAACUGUGAAUUCAUUCUAUAAAUAUUGUUCUCCAUUUUUAUCAUAUGAAAGGCGCUUUUAUUGGA